AAAGAGGGAACAAGCAAUUAUUAUUUCAUGAGAAUAUCCCCUGGGGAGUGUUUUUUUUUAUUUAUUUGGUUUUGAUGCCGUGAACCUGGAACUAUGCCCGCAGCCACUGUGGAUCAUAGUCAAAGAAUAUGUGAGGUUUGGGCCAGCAACCUGGAUGAGGAGAUGAAGAGGAUCCGACAGGUGACCCGAAAAUUCAACUAUAUUGCAAUGGACACAGAGUUUCCAGGUGUAGUUGCAAGACCAAUCGGUGAAUUUAGGAGCAAUGCUGAUUACCAGUACCAGCUGCUGCGGUGUAAUGUUGACUUGUUAAAGAUCAUCCAGCUUGGCCUUACAUUUAUGAACGAACUGGGUGAAUACCCUCCAGGGACGUCGACAUGGCAGUUCAACUUCAAAUUUAACCUCACGGAAGAUAUGUAUGCACAGGAUUCCAUUGAGUUGCUCACCUCGUCAGGUAUCCAGUUUAAGAAGCAUGAGGAAGAGGGUAUUGAGACACUGUACUUUGCUGAGCUGCUUAUGACCUCAGGUGUGGUGCUUUGUGAGGGGGUCAAGUGGCUCUCAUUCCAUAGGUAA
Sinocyclocheilus grahami is the source of this 570-nucleotide messenger RNA. RefSeq names its product CCR4-NOT transcription complex subunit 7-like. Gene Ontology annotation, cellular component: CCR4-NOT complex. The transcript is spliced from 3 exons. NCBI's taxonomy places the organism in Eukaryota, Metazoa, Chordata, Actinopteri, Cypriniformes, Cyprinidae. The coding region runs from base 94 to 570 and encodes 158 amino acids. Gene Ontology annotation, molecular function: nucleic acid binding; poly(A)-specific ribonuclease activity. The record is from RefSeq and is a predicted model, not a curated record.